Molecule: messenger RNA, 1357 nt
Organism: Ceutorhynchus assimilis (cabbage seed weevil)
Lineage: Eukaryota; Metazoa; Arthropoda; Insecta; Coleoptera; Curculionidae
Source: the annotation of a GenBank genome assembly
AUUUAACAUUAUAUAAGACAAUUACGGGAUGAUGCAUCAUAGUCUCAUGUGGUGGUUGGGUGCAUCUUUAAAGUGCACACUUGAGGGAAAAAUGAAACAAAUAAUAUUACCUCUGGCCCUUUUCGGCUUGUGCACGUGCGCAAGCCUCGACAACCUCCAAUACCUGCCGCCCUCUCAACGGCCGGCAGGCGGCAUCAGACCUGGCGCUGGAGGUUACGGAGCUGGAGGCGGAGCCGCUAGACCCGGAUUCGGCGGUGGAGCCGGAUUCGGUGGUGGAGCCGGAUUUGGCGGUGGAGCCGCCAGACCAGGUUUUGGCGGAGGCGCUCCAGGUUUUGGGGGUGGCGCACCUGGUUAUAGCGGUGGAGCUGGUGGUCAAGGUUAUAGCGGUGGAGCUGCAAGACAAGGUUUUGGUGGUGGAGCUGGAGGAUAUAGUGGAGGUGGAGGAAGACCAGGAGCAGGUUCCGAAAUUCCCAUAAUCCGCUACGAAAACGUUAAUAACGGCGACGGCACUUAUCAGUACCUGUACGAAACCGGAAACGGAAUCAAUGCCCAGGAACAAGGAGACGCCAGAGGAGAUGGCACCCAAGCUCAAGGCUCGUUCUCCUACACCGCACCAGACGGCCAACAAAUCCAAAUCCAAUACACCGCCGACGAAAACGGAUUCAAUCCGCAAGGAGCUCAUUUGCCAACCCCGCCACCGAUCCCAGAAGAAAUCCAAAGAUCGAUUGAACAAAAUUUGGCCGACGAAGCUAGAGGUAUUGUCGACGAUGGCAGUUACAGACCAGGCGCAGACGAAGGUGGAGCGGGUGGUUACAGUGGAGGAGGUGGUUAUAGUGGAGGUCCGUCACCUCAGUACGGUGCCCCAGGUGGCUUCAGACCUUCCGGAAGUGGCGGAGCCGCUCCUUCACCUCAAUACGGUGCUCCGGGCGCGUUCAGACCUUCCGGAACUGGAGCGUCUGCUUUUAGGCCUUCUGGAGGUGCAGGCGGUUACAGGCCACAAGGUGGUGUAGGCGGUGUGGGAUCCGGCCAAUCGGCUGCUGGUGGUGGAUAUAGAUAUUAGAUUUAUAUACAGAUUUCUACUGUGAAUUUAUGUGAAAAGUUGACAGAAUUUGGUACCUCAAAAUCAAAUUUUGUCAAUAUUAUUUUGCCAGCUUAAUAAAUGAAAAUAAAUUGGGAUUUGGAUGCCAUAAUUUUAUAAGAUAAACGCUGUACAAAACUGUACACAUCUAUGCCGAUAGUAUUAUCUUGGAUGCACCUAAGCUGUGUUGUUUUGUAUAUAAUAUAAAUAUGAAUAUAUUUGCAGAUAAUGAUUGUAUAUUAAAGGAAGAAGGAUAAAUAUACAUAUUUUUCUAUGUAA